UAAAAAAUAAAAUAAAGGAAUUAAAGAUAUUUAAGUCGCAAAAUAACUUUCAGUCAGGAUCAAAGUUACACAAAUUUUAUGAAUGGUUCACAAUCACACGAUGUCAUGUUACGACGCUGUUCCGGUAAAACCACAUAAAAGAUGACAUUAAACUCUCAUAAUGUGUUAAAUAUUGCCCGUCGCAUCCCGCGAAAUAUCUAGAUCUCGUGCUUUCGUUCAAUAAUUCAUCAAAUGGCGGAGGAUAAUGCUCAUCCGACCGAGGAAUCCGGUGCUCUCGAAGCACCUGAGAGGAAGCUCGACAGAUCGAGUCGUCCGCGAGAUCAAAGAGGAGCCCUCAGGGUCAAGGACAAGCCCGAAGAGAGUCAACUUCCGACCCCGCCCCCGGAUCCGCAAUGCCCUCCGACUGCGCGGGAACAUCGCUCGGGGGUGACGUCUCGCGGGACCGAGGAAGAAGAGGAGGAUCUUACGGCUUAUCUCAGCGAGCUCGGUACGUCGCCGUUCGAGGGUCACUCAUUCGAUUACGACAUCACGCCAAACUCGACGACCUCGGCGAUGGGAGGCGACGCGGUCCCCUUCACCGAGGAGGCGUUCGAACACCUGGACCGGCUGUGCACGCUGACGGAGCAGAUCUUGGAACUGCGCCUACGCAGCUCCGAGCAUUUCCGGCGGGUGCGGGGCCUGGAGCGCGCGAAGGUGCAGCGGAAUGCCGAUCGGCGACUGGAGAUCGCCCUGGCGAACGGCGAGGAGUUGCACCACGACUUCCUAGACGAGGACACCGGCUUCGCGGAAUCGUUGCUGGACGCGAUGCUGUCGAACUGCCGGGACGCCGCGUUCUCGACGCCGAGGCGGAGCGAGCGCGCGAGCGUGCGAUCGUCCGCGUCGUCGAGGCAACGAAGCCGAUCGCUCGCGCUGGUCGAACAGAAUCUCGGCUCGCGUUUGGUCGAGCAGACGGGAGAGACGGACAAAUGUGCCGCGAGGAACGCGAGUCGCAACGGCGGCCCGAAGAUCAGCAAGUGGACCAGAGUGAAGGCGGCCUUCAAAUGGGAGCGCGCGUGUACGAACGAUCUCGCGGACAUCGCGGAGCUGGACAUGCCGACGACGACGACGACGACGACGACGACGACGUCGCCGAUGUCGACGACGAGAUACCUACGGAUCCCGGACGCGACUACCACCGGAAGCUGGAGCACCGGAUCGGCGCUGUCGGCAUGCACAAGCGAGGUUUCCAGCCCGUCCACGCCAAUUGGCAGAGUAUCACCUGCGUCGUCGUCGAAUGAUGAGGUGUUCGACGAUUCGCGCAAAAAUAUUAUAAACUAUCCAGACCGAUCGCUUCACGUGAAGGAUGAUAGAAGAAAGGAUGAUCCAGAUCGGUACGUUCGAUCGCUCGAUCGCGACACGUCCGUCACAGAGAGCGCUGAUUCUAUAGAAUCUCCUGGUGAGGCGAAUCGCGCUAAACCGCUAAUUCGUAUUAUAUCGGAUGCGGAUGCGACAACGCAUGCUGCAAGCGGAAAAGAUCCAAACGCACCGCCGAAGAAACCGACGCCGACUCUGACGAUCACGAUACCGUCGAACGAGGAAGAAAUCAAAAGCUUGUCCUCUCCGGAAUCGAUCUCUCCUCUUCCGUCGAGCGCACAAGAUUCCGGCGGAAGUUCACCGCAACGUCCGAGGAUGCGGCAGGAUAUUUCGAGUCUGAGGGAAUUUAAACGACAGUAUUCGACAAUCGAGGAAGCGAUAACGCCCGCGCCAAAGAUACAGCGGCAAGACUCGAAAUGGCACAAGGUCAGACGAGCCUUUCUGACAAACGCCACCUUCAGCGUUCCUCCAAGCCCAAUUAGGAUGAUCGCGACGCAAUCGUUCGCGAACGAUGAUACGCGCCGAGCUCGCAGCUGUAGCGAAAGCAUCGAGGAUCUCGGUAAAACCGUUGCAGGUACCAACAACGGCCACUAUCGGGAGGCGCGCAGGGAUUAUCAGGCGUUACGGGAGAAAUUUGGAGCCGAGUUCCAUCGGAAGCUGAUCGAAUGGGAGCGCCUGAAAGGUUCGCAGAAUGCUCGCAACGGUCUACCGCUGAACGAAGAACGGCUCACGCCCGAGUUUAGGAAGAAAUUGCAGGAUUGGAAACGAGCGAAAAAGGGUCGUCGAUCUGGAGGGGUCAUCCAGCAGCAGCGCGUUAGCCGUCGACGGUUGACCGACUGGCAGCUCUGGCGUUCCUCUUCGAAACCUGAGCCCAGGUGUUACGGCAAAAAUCAGAGUUCGAUCGGCUCGCGCGGAAGCUGCGCGAGUAUCGGCAGCGCGGGAAGUUUUGGUAGCGAUGGAAAACAGCAUCUUUGCGAGGAUUUUAUCAAGAGAAUGGAGGCGUGGAGAAGAAUGAGCGAGACCGCGUGUCGAGGCGGCGAGAGACCGAAAUCACCGACGACGAACCGUGUUACGUCCAACAUCGAUGAAACGGAAUUCCUUUCUUUGGAAAAACUGCUGUUAUUGUUUGGGCAGAAGACCAGAAAAGAACUUCGAGAGAGCGACGCGAGGCAACUGAACGAUUGCUUCGAUGGCGACGCAAGAUUUAUGGCUGCAUCUCGAAGCGUAAAUUGUGGCAAUGAAAUAUUGAUUCGUACGUCCGUCGGAUCUUACCGUUUCGAGGGUAUAUCUCGAGAAUUUACGAGAAAGCUAUAUGAUUGGGAGAAAUACCGUGGGAUAUCACCGAGAUCGUCCACAUUCCGUCUUUUGGGACCAGGAUACACGCCUUUUGCCCAAGAUUCGGAUGAAGUUACAUUGGCAGAGACAUCAAGUACGACAGGCAAGAAUCGUGCAUUCCACUGGACCCUGAAGAGAUCCAAGUCCGAUGGCAGCGUCUUCGAAGGCAGCCUUCGUGACGAAUCGUUCACAUUACGUCGUUCCGCGAGUCUUCAAUCUCUCACUUCUACAGGCAAGCUCGAAGAUGAUACUCGAAUGGAUGUCUUACCAGUCUCCAAUGACUCACAGGGGAUCAAGGAUCCUUCGGAGGAUAUGGCAGUGGAGGAUUCUGAGCCAGAGGCGAUGAUCGUCGAUAUAGAGGAUGUUAUCGAGGAGACUGCCAGUCCUUUGGCAGGAGUACAACCCCAUCAAACGCCGGUGUACUCCGUCGCGGCCAGCGAAACCACUAGCAUCGCCGUUCCUCUCGGUACAGUCACUUCGAGUCACGAGCCUUCGCCAGUGUUCCUGAUCAAAAUCGAGGAAGAUGAAGAAGAUUGCGAACGAUGGAAUGACGGAAAGAUCGGCCCGGAAGCUUCCUUGAGCGAAAACAGUCCGAGUCCAGAAUACUUCCCGGUAUCUGAAGAUUGCGGUGAAAGAACGAUAUCUUUGGACGAAGAAAAACAGAGCUGGGAGCCGAGUUGCUGCAAGGAAGACGAUGACUCCGCGGGAUGGAUCGAGAAAACACGAUGUUCAAUUCCGAAUUCCAACGAUUCUGUAAAGUCCGACCAUUCGGUGGGGUGGAAUCAGGAUACUUGGAACGAGUCAAGCGAUGAAGCAAAUAGAGAUUCGAUAGGGCUCGAAUUGUCUCCUACGACAAUCUGCGAAAGUGAAAACAAUAUAAGGAAACAAGAUAUUCUCGGAAGCGACAACGUUGGAUUGAUACACAUUGCGGAGAGUUUCGAAACUUCAUCGGUGGCUUGGAACGCAGAGGAAUCGAUGGACCCAUCGCGCACGUGUGAGGGGAUGAGCGAGAUGCGUAAGGAGGAGAUCGAGGAUCUACCAGAUGAAACAUCGAACAACGAGCGAACGAGCGACACGAAAAACCACCAAGAUGACAAAGGCGAUGGGAAAGCCAAGCAAGGGAAGAUAAUUCUCAGCGCAGAUUUUUGCACUUACCAAUUAGCAACAGCGUCAUCGUCAUCGGAUUCCAAGGAAACUUCAUCGAAAUUAUCGAAUUCAAAUUCGAAUGAUAACAAAGAUAUAUUGGAAUACUGCGACGUUGAUAGCGAGAACGAAGCACAUUAUGAAAGUUGCGAGUCACCCGAGUUGCAGACCGAUCGACAUUACGAAAUUCUCACGUUUAAAAACGACACAUGCAACGAUGCGACAGAUAGCGGCUUGUACGAGCCGAUCGGAUGUCACGAAAUUCGUAGUUCCUUUUAUGACGACAGAGGCAACAGCGUAAAAGUUUCUUCGUCAUCAGGAUUACCAGAAAUGAAGAGACCACAUCUCCUAGAGACUCCGAGAGGUCCUUUAACCAAUUCAAUCGUUCAGACCAUCCCGAUAACCGUCUCCAGAGACAACAGAGCGCACUGCUUGGAAAAAAUAUUGAUCAAUGAGGAGACAUUGAAUAAAAUAAUUGUUUCUACGAUGAGUGCAAAAAAUGGAACGAAAUCUGCGGAAAGAAUUCAAGAUCGUUUCGUAAACUUGAACCGUUUGGACGAGACAGCGGCCAUCAAUAAUCACGCAUCUACAAAAAUAAUUCGCGAUUCCCAAAUCGAAAAUAUUAAGAAAGAUGGCUCUACUUCUAGAAACGUCUUUGUGAAGACGAAGCGUAUGAUCUUCGGUCCGUUUCGUCGAUCGGAAGAGCAACCAUCCUCGAGAAAGCAAAGCGACGGUUCCGUCGAUGGCCGACUUGCACGUUCAUCAAAAUCUAAGAGUAAGUCGCGAUCAGCAUCACCGAAAUUAUGUCGACAGGACGCUUUGCUGCGUGUGUCAUUGUCAUUACCGUGGCCUCUGCGUUCCACGUCGAAGGACAGCGAAAUUCCCUCCGAAACCGAGUCUAGGAGAAGCUCGGGAAGUAAGAUAGAAAAUGCAACAACGAUACGGGAGAAAAUUUCACUUUGCAAAGAGAGCAACGUAGAUAAUAGAAAGCUAAGCGAACAAUCAAUUAACGAAGAAUUACCAUUUAUUGAUGUAGACCAGGAAAAAGUUUGUCGAUCGGACGCAAAGUUUAUAAGUGCAUACUCGACAAUUUCCGUGGAAAUUUCUGAACAAUCGGAGAAAUCAAAGAUGACCACGCUCGAGCGGGAUGAAAUGUGGAAUGAGUUUAGAUGCAACAAGACUCAGAACAAUGGAGAAUGCAAGUUCAAGUUCAAGUGUGCGCCAAGUCGAGUACAAUUUGAAGAAAAACUGGCUAAGGAAAACUGCAGCCAGAAACAAGACGAAGGAUGGCAAGAGGAGAUGAAAUUCAAUCGGAAACAGGACGAGGCAAAAUCGGACAAAAGUCACACGAGGAGCGAUAUGGUGCCAUCGGAUUUAAUUCAUAAGCUUAAGAUACUUUCGGACGCUGCAGCGAGAAGGGAAGGACGAGUGACAACAACGGAAUCUUCUAUAAUCAGCAGUUCGGAAUCGCGUUCAUCUAAGAUACGACGUGCCAAAGAGAGUUUCCUAUCGCGAAGGGGUGGUCCUUUCUGUCGCUCUAUGACGGAACCGUCGGAAGCGGCCGUCAACCCCGAUCCUUGGGGACGAACAUCGACGGCUCGGACGACAUCGAGAAGAGAAUUGACGGGAUCAAGUGACGUCGCGGUUGUUGUUUCGAAGUCGGAAGAACCGACAGCUGCGAGAAAUGAAACGGAAACAGCGAUGUCGAGCGCGCAGAACGACAUCGCUUCUUCGGAAGAGGACAAGAUCGAUUCGUAUCAGAUGAGAGAUCAAGCGAUCGACGUUCGAUCGGAGUCAUUAGUGAAAUCGGCAAGCGCUGGCAUGAUCAACGUGGAUCCUGACACAUUCGAUCGGCUGGUUACGACCGAUCGUGGAUGCGAAUCUCUGCCGAGGGCGAUUACAAAACGCCGCGACUCCUCAAGUCCGUUGGCCAAAAUUGUCGGUAAACUGAAGCUUUCACGAUUGAUUCGCGCCAAGAAUGUCGACGGCGGUAAUAUGAGCACGAUCUCGACGUUGUGCAGGCAGAGUUUGUUGAUCGACAUGCGAAACAAUCCCAGAGAUCAACGAAGUAACGAGCAGAAGGCUGGGAAUGAUCCGAUCAAUGCUGUGAGAGAUAACGAUGACGAUCAUUCGGAUGAAUCUUCUAAAAUAAUUCAUGAAUGAAUCUUUUUUUUUAAUUGAUAUGAUUUAUAUAAUAUUCCAGGGGUCUGUGAAUUUUUUUAAAUCUAUCCAUUCUGGAUUUUAAUAACGAGAAAAUUUUGGUCUUCGGUAAAAAAAUAGAACAGCCUAUAUGCAAAUUAAAAAAUAGCAUGUAAUUAUAUAUCUUAAGAGCUAUAUUUGUUUCAAAUAUUAUUUAAAUGAUAGAAAGAAUAAUACGUUAAGCUUUAUGAGGAAUGCGUAUUAGGAUCGAUGUUAAUUAAUUUUUGCAAAGCUGAAAUGCAAACAGCGUACAUUAUCUACAACGAU
Molecule: messenger RNA, 6297 nt
Organism: Pogonomyrmex barbatus (red harvester ant)
Lineage: Eukaryota; Metazoa; Arthropoda; Insecta; Hymenoptera; Formicidae
Source: RefSeq, a predicted model, not a curated record